Messenger RNA from Jaculus jaculus (lesser Egyptian jerboa), 3143 nucleotides. It is a transcript of the gene Bcar1, whose product is annotated as BCAR1 scaffold protein, Cas family member. The coding region runs from base 82 to 2706 and encodes 874 amino acids. The transcript is spliced from 7 exons. Gene Ontology annotation, biological process: cell surface receptor protein tyrosine kinase signaling pathway; cell migration. NCBI's taxonomy places the organism in Eukaryota, Metazoa, Chordata, Mammalia, Rodentia, Dipodidae. The record is from RefSeq and is a predicted model, not a curated record. Gene Ontology annotation, cellular component: focal adhesion; plasma membrane; cytoplasm. Gene Ontology annotation, molecular function: protein binding.
GCGAGCGGCGCGGGCCGAUCCGAGGUCCCAGUCCGCCCGGCCGUGCCGCUGCUCGCCGGGGCCCUGGGAGUGGCGGCCAAGAUGUCCGUGCCGAAUGUGCUGGCCAAAGCCCUCUAUGACAAUGUAGCUGAGUCCCCAGAUGAGCUCUCCUUCCGAAAGGGCGACAUCAUGACGGUGCUGGAGCGAGACACACAAGGCCUGGAUGGCUGGUGGCUCUGCUCACUGCAUGGGCGUCAGGGCAUUGUGCCUGGGAACCGCCUCAAGAUCCUAGUCGGCAUGUACGACAAGAAGCCAGCAGGGCCUGCCCCAGGCCCACCUGCCACCCCAGCCCAGCCCCAGCCUAGCCUCCCCCAGAGCCUCCAUUCCUCAGUACCCCCAGCAUCCCAGUACACACCCAUGCUCCCCACUGCAUACCAGCCCCAGUCUGAUAGUGUCUACCUGGUACCCACUCCCAACAAGGCUCAGCAAGGCCUCUACCAAGCCCCUGGGCCCAGCCCGCAAUUUCAAUCACCACCAGCCAAGCAGACACCUACGUUUUCAAAGCAGAUGCCCCAUCACCCAUUUCCCAGCCCAGCCACAGACCUCUACCAGGUGCCCCCAGGGCCUGGAAGUCCUGCUCAGGACAUUUACCAGGUGCCACCUUCUGCGGGCAUAGGGCAUGACAUCUACCAGGUCCCUCCAUCCAUGGACACCCGCAACUGGGAAGGGACAAAGCCACCGUCAAAGGUGGUGGUGCCUACCCGAGUGGGGCAGGGCUACGUUUAUGAGACCUCCCAGCCAGAGCAGGACGAGUAUGACAUCCCGCGCCAUCUGCUAGCCCCAGGACCUCAGGACAUCUACGAUGUACCCCCUGUUCGAGGACUGCCUUCCAGCCAGUAUGGCCAGGAGGUAUAUGACACCCCCCCUAUGGCUGUCAAGGGUCCCAAUGGCCGAGACCCACUGCUAGAUGUGUAUGACGUGCCUCCCAGCGUGGAGAAGGGCUUACCACCAUCCAGUCACCAUGCGGUAUAUGAUGUUCCUCCAUCGGUGAGCAAAGAUGUUCCCGACGGCCCACUGCAGCGUGAGGAGACUUAUGAUGUACCUCCUGCCUUCGCCAAGGCCAAGCCCUUUGACCCAACCCGCCACCCGCUGAUCCUCGCCGCACCUCCAUCAGACUCUCUGCCAGCUGAAGAUGUGUAUGACGUGCCACCUCCUGCCCCUGCCCUCUAUGACGUGCCCCCUGGCUUGCGGAGGCCUGGCCCUGGCACACUGUAUGACGUGCCUCGUGAACGGACGCUUCCCGCUGAGGUGGCUGACGGGAGUACGGUUGAUGAUGGUGUGUAUGCUGUGCCCCCGCCAGCUGAGCGAGAGGCCCCCGCUGAUGGCAAGCGCCUGUCAGCCUCCAGCACGGGCAGCACGCGCAGCAGCCAGUCGGCAUCCUCCUUGGAGGUAGCAGUGCCAGGCCGUGAGCCCCUCGAACUGGAAGUUGCUGUGGAGUCCCUGUCUCGGCUGCAGCAGGGUGUGAGUGCCACCGUAGCCCACCUUCUGGACCUGGUGGGCAGUGCCGGUGGGGCUGGGGGCUGGCAUAGCAACCCUGAGCCUCAAGAGCCACAGGUGCAGGACCUGAGGGCUGCAGUGGCAGCUGUCCAGGGAGCCGUCCAUGAGCUACUGGAGUUUGCCCGUGGUGCCGUGAGCAAUGCUACCCACACCUCUGACCGCACCCUGCAUGCCAAGCUUAACCGGCAACUACAGAAGAUGGAGGGUGUGCACCAGACGCUCACGGUCCAUGGUCAGGUUCUUGACAAUGGCCGGGGAGGCCCAGGAGUCACUCUUGAAGACCUGGACCGCUUGGUGGCCUGCUCACGGGCUGUGCCUGAGGAUGCCAAGCAGCUGGCCUCAUUUUUGCAUGGCAAUGCCUCGCUGCUCUUCAGACGGACCAAGGCCCCUGCCCCAGGGCCCGAGGGAGGUGGUUCCCAGCACCCCAAUCCCACUGAUAAGGCCAGCAGCAUCCAGUCACGGCCUCUGCCCUCGCCCCCCAAGUUCACCUCUCAGGACUCUCCAGAUGGGCAGUAUGAGAACAGCGAGGGGGGCUGGAUGGAAGAUUAUGACUAUGUCCAUUUGCAGGGGAAGGAAGAGUUUGAGAAGACCCAGAAGGAGUUGUUGGAAAAGGGCAACAUCAUACGGCAGGGGAAAGGGCAGCUGGAGCUGCAGCAGCUAAAGCAGUUUGAGCGACUAGAGCAGGAGGUGUCUCGUCCCAUAGACCACGACCUGGCCAACUGGACAGCAGCCCAGCCCCUGGCGCCUGGGCGGACGGGGGCCCUAGGGCCCUCAGACCGGCAACUUCUCCUCUUCUACUUGGAGCAGUGCGAGGCCAACCUGACCACGCUGACCGACGCUGUAGAAGCUUUCUUCACUGCCGUAGCCACCAACCAACCACCCAAGAUCUUUGUGGCACACAGCAAGUUUGUCAUCCUCAGUGCCCACAAACUGGUGUUCAUUGGGGACACACUGUCAAGGCAGGCCAAGGCAGCCGAUGUGCGCAGUCAGGUGACGCACUACAGUAACCUGCUGUGUGACCUCCUGCGUGGCAUUGUGGCCACCACAAAGGCUGCUGCCCUGCAGUACCCGUCACCCUCUGCAGCCCAGGACAUGGUAGACAGAGUCAAGGAGCUAGGCCACAGCACCCAGCAGUUUCGCCGGGUCCUAGGCCAGCUGGCUGCUGCCUGAGAGCACAUGGCUAGGGUCUUGAGGUUGGGGAGCCACUCCGUGCAUCCACUUGAGAGUCAAUGUCCUGCAGGCUUGGGGACAGGCAACCCCAGCUGUGCCUCGGGCCUGGUGCCCUUGACUGUCCAGGGGGUUAUGCAUAUUUAUGACAGGGUGGGAUGUGGGACGGUGCUUCCUCAGAGGAGCUGAAGCUGAGGAGCCAGCUGAAUGCACUGUGGGCCACAGGGGAUCGCCAGGCCAGGAUGGGGCACACAGCACCCCAACCCAUGGGGUUCCCUGUGCCCCUUUGGUCUGACCCUGUUCUGUGACAGGCAAGUUAAGUACUAGCGUGUUCUCUGCACCCAGAGAAAACCUUAAAAGAAAAAAAAAACAUUUUUCAUUAUUGAUUUUCCAAUCAUUUGACUAAUAGUCUACAUUUAAUAAAAUUUUAAAAAUGAAAA